Messenger RNA from Penicillium paradoxum, 1917 nucleotides. RefSeq names its product WD40 repeat domain-containing protein. Gene Ontology annotation, cellular component: SAGA complex. The record is from RefSeq and is a predicted model, not a curated record. NCBI's taxonomy places the organism in Eukaryota, Fungi, Ascomycota, Eurotiomycetes, Eurotiales, Aspergillaceae. Gene Ontology annotation, biological process: chromatin organization; regulation of transcription by RNA polymerase II. The transcript is spliced from 3 exons. Bases 1 to 1917 code for a protein of 638 amino acids. Gene Ontology annotation, molecular function: transcription coregulator activity; TBP-class protein binding.
AUGGGCUCGCUUGAGGAAGAGGAGGACCGUGACAUGGGAGGCUCCCAGGACGGAAGCUCCGAUAACGAGAACGAGAACGAUAUGGAUGAUACAAUGCGCGACGUCGAUAAUGAUGAGGACGAAAAUGACCAGGAUCAAGAUCAAGACGGCGAUGGGGAUCAAGAUGCGGACAGUCCCUCGAAUACGAGCCAGGUAUCGGAGAGUGGUGGAAUGCAACAAAACACAAAUAGCAAUGGCGACAGCUCUGUGCCAGAACCAUUCUCCAUCUACCACCCCAGUGUGCGCUCUGAAUGCCUCACAGCCAAAACAUAUGAUAUUGCUCCAACUACCGCCGCGCCACAUGCCACCUCGAUCAAUGCCAUCACGGCAACAGCCGAUAUGCGUUGGGUUUUCACCGGUGGAUCGGACGGGUUCGUUCGAAAGUUCAACUGGGCAGACUCCAUUAACAGCAAACUUAUGCUGACCGUGGCACAAAGACACCCCUUUGUGGAUAGCGUGGUCAAAGCUGGAGUACUCAUGACAUACUGGGAGAAUAUGGACGGUAGCCACUUGUCGCCGGUGUAUUCUCUGGCCAGCCAAAGCGAAGGAUUGUGGCUGCUCUCUGGCUUAGAAUCUGGUGCAAUUCGCUUGCAAACUCUGCGCCACGAUGAGGGCAAGGAAAUCGCACUUCUCUCACAACAUACCUCCGCAGUAUCCUCACUGAACCUCACAUCAGAUGAAGAGUCAUUGCUGUCUGGUAGUUGGGAUAAACGGGUGUUCGAUUGGGAUCUACAUACUGGACAGGCUAGACGGGUUUUUGGUGGCAGUGGCGGACAGAUCUCUGCUGUGCAAUUCAGACCGGAGUCUAGUCUUCCGAUCCCCAAAGACACAAUCGAACCCCAGCAGACAAAUGGAACAUUUUCCUCCAACUAUGCUGCUCCGGGCACUGAUACCUUCAACUUCAUGGAUUCAUCCCUUGAGAAUGGAGAUCUAGGCGCGGCAGAGAACCCGCAGGCGGGCUCACCGACGGACUCACUCUUUGGCGGGGCGGACUCAUUAUUUGGGGAUGCAGAUGGAGGAGCUGCGGAUGGAGGAGAACCAUCUGGUGGUGUAUUCGGAGUAGAUGAAGACGACGAAUUUAGUCGCGCGGUAGCCAGUGGUGCUAUGCCAGAUGCAGAUGCACCAGGAGAAAUUGACCAUGAAAUGCCGCUCCCACAGAACACACAAAACGCGUCAUCCGCUCAAACGAAUACUCAGCAGGAUAUGUCUGACCACAAAAUGGAAAUGAACGACAUGGAUUUUCCGGCUGAAUCAGGACAUCCAAUUAUCAAUGGUCUUCCUAAAGCGGAGGAGCUUGAGACACCUCCACCAAUUCCAGACUUCUCACAAAAUACGCAGCCAGAACAAGGUCCUGCGACGGACAACACAUUCCUGGCUGCCUCUAUCGAUGGAACAAUCCGAGUAUGGGACCGGCGACAGCCUGAUCCUGUUGCACGCAUCAGCCCUUAUAAUGUUCCUCCAUGGUGUAUGAAUGCUUGUUGGUCACCCGAUGGCAACUAUAUCUACGCCGGACGGCGAAAUGGCACUGUCGAAGAAUAUAGCCUCCACAAGGGUCUCAGAAAUGCCGAACGCACAUUCAAGUUCCCUCAGGGGAGUGGGCCAGUCACAGCACUAAAGGCCAUGCCCAACGGGCGUCAUCUUGUUUGUGCGUCUCACGAUAUCCUGCGGCUUUAUGAUCUGCAACACGAGCAAGCCGAUUCUUCCUCCCGCCAUUCGUCCGUUCCAUUCCUGAUCAUUCCUGGUCAUCGAACCGGCACAAUCUCCCAGCUGUUCGUCGACAAUGCGUGCCGCUACAUGAUCUCCACCAGUGGCAACCGCGGCUGGGAAGGAAACACCACUGAGGUACUCCUCGGCUACGAGAUCGGAGUGCCUCAAUAG